UCUCAAAAGCCCAUUGAUUCCUCCACGCGUGGAGAAGCAUCAUCCUCUGGCCCUCUCCUUAGCCAGUCCUACUAAGCUCUUCCUGGGAAAGGACCUACCAGGACCAAGCAGCAUGAAUGAUGAAGGCUACAGCAACAUCUACGACACAAUCCAAAAGGGAAUGGACGACAAGGGUCCAGACCAGCUAGAGGAAGAUAAAGGUCCUUUAUAUGAUAGAGUCUGUGAAGACCUGGGGACAGAAAAUGGUCUGUAUGCCAACAGGUUAGACAACCACGAAUACGAUUCUUUGUCAGUGUAUGCCUUGAAAAGUGAAGAAGUUACCUCAGCCCACUGGGAAUCAGAAGUGGAAGGUUACCUCCUGCCCGAUGAGGUGUUUUCUGAGUCCCAGGAGGCUAGGGGCAUCUCCAUAGGAGCCUCACAGGACUCAGAGCCUCUCCCACGGGAGCUGCAGGAGAACGGAAGAAUGACUCGGGCAGAUUUGCCUCCUUUACCGAGCUUCACUGUUCAGCACAGCAAGGGCUUUUCCACCAGCGGGGACUCCCCUACCUGCUCUUCCUCUGCUACUGAUUUUGAAGAAAGUAAGGCAGCUUCCAACAGCCCCGAGAUCUUCCUGUUCGUGAAGGCUGGAAUUGAUGGGGAAAGCAUCGGCAACUGCCCUUUCUCUCAGCGUCUCUUCAUGAUCCUCUGGCUGAAAGGAGUCGUGUUCAAUGUCACCACUGUGGAUCUGAAAAGAAAGCCAGCGGACCUGCACAACCUUGCUCCUGGCGCGCACCCGCCCUUCCUGACCUUCAAUGGGGAUGUGAAGACUGACGUCAACAAGAUAGAGGAGUUCCUGGAGGAGACCUUAGCCCCGGAGAAGUACCCCAAACUGGCUGCAAGACACCGGGAGUCUAAUACUGCAGGCAUUGACAUCUUCUCCAAAUUCUCAGCCUACAUUAAAAACACCAAGCAGCAGAACAAUGCAGCCCUUGAGAGGGGCUUGACAAAGGCACUGAAGAAGCUGGAUGACUACCUGAACACCCCUCUGCCAGAGGAGAUCGACACCAACACCCGUGGGGAUGAGAAAGGGUCCCAGCGCAAGUUCCUGGACGGGGACGAGCUGACCCUGGCCGACUGCAAUCUGCUCCCCAAGCUGCAUGUGGUCAAGAUUGUGGCUAAGAAGUACCGAAACUAUGACCUCCCGGCUGAGAUGACAGGCUUGUGGCGGUACCUCAAGAAUGCCUAUGCCCGGGAUGAGUUCACCAACACCUGUGCUGCUGAUCGCGAGAUCGAGCUGGCCUACGCAGAUGUCGCCAGACGCCUCAGCAGAUCCUGAGCUUAGUUGUCUGCUGCAGAGGAACUCCACAACUCCCAAAGGCCUUCACCUCCACAGACUUGUCUUCCUCAUUGCCUUGAGGAAAGAUUCAAAAGGAAAACAAAUAGGCGGCACCUUGCUGGCACCCCUGAACUCAACUCCAGCCUGCUACCUUCUAAGAUCAAUGCCAUCCUUCUGCCUUGUCCCCCAGGAGCCUGGCAAGAGGAAAGGACACAGCCGCAGAUCUCCCUGCCUGCUUGCCCGAUCUAGGGCCAGUGUAUCUGGGGUCAGUUUGGAAAGCUUCCCAGGGAUUGUCACUGGUCCCUUCUGCCAACAUCCUAACGCUUUUCCAGAUGCUUUAGCAACUUCAAUGCUGGCUUCUCUCCUGCCCCCACUUUCCCAGUAACUGCAAGGCCACAGACGAAUAUGAUCAUCAGGGAGGGAUCCGGGCUUUGAUUGGGAGACAGUGCUGGGGGAGGGACUCAGCUGGGUGUGGCUCUGGGAACCUAGCAGGGCAGUUCCAGCUGCUCAGAGGGCCAUAUUGUAUUGUCCCCUUGGAUACACCUCCAUUUGCUGCAGUGCUGAGACCUGGUGCAAUAUGAAUAUAUCCUGGUGGGCAAUGAUCCCAGCUUUCCGUCUGACUCCAUUUUGCCACAAAGGCAGUUGACCUAUAAUUCUAAACUGAGGUGACCCAACUGGAGAGGGACUUCUGAGAAACAAUGUUGAUGCCAAAAGGCCCAGCAGGGUCUACAGCCACAGGGGUCACUGACUUAAAAGCAGUCAUCCACUGGAGCUUACAGGAGUGUGUGAGUGUGUGUGUAUGUGUGUGUGUGUGUGUGUGUGACUGUGUUCUUCAAUCAGUGGCUUUGGGUUGGAGAAAGAGACGGGAGGGGGAGGAGGAGGGAUGGGAGGAGCUAAUGCUGUGAGUUUGAUGUAGCCUAGUAAACCUUUAGAGCAAUCUUCUCUCUCAUUAUCUAAAUCUUAGACUGGUGUUAGGACACACCUACCAACCAUAAAGCAUCGGUCCAAAACAUCUUCCAGGCCUGUCCUAGUCACUUCCAGACGUGGGUUGCCAACUGAACUGUGCAUGGGCUCCUAGUUUCUUCAGCCCCAGCCUCUGAUGGAAGAGAAAUUCUAUUAGGGAAUGGUGUAGUCAGUGCUACCUUCUUAGGAAGGAAGCCCAUGGCUCUUCUGACUGGGAAGUCACAGCUUGAAUUUAGAAAAUGUGCACUGUCCUGGGUUGCUUUUCCCAACAUCAGACUUUAAAGUAAAAAAAAAAAGCAAUAUAUUUUUUUUAAAGCUAAUAUUUCUCUCCUUAGUCAUUCACCUUGUGUUUUACCUACGAAGCUCAUGGGGCCUGAACAUGGGAACCUGGGCUGACCAGGCGCUAUGACAAAUGAGUUAAUCAUUAGCUCUUCCUCGACCUGUGAGCUAGCGAGUGCCUGGGAGAAAUCCAUUCACUGAGCCUCAGCUCCAACAAUCCUGCCUUCUGUGUCCUUGCCAGUCGGGGCGAGGCUCCUGAGGGCCGGAAAGCCCCUGGACUUGGCUCAUUACUCUGGAGGGUGGGGCAGCAAGGGUCCUUUCCGUAGAAACAUCAACCAACAUGUGCUAACAGCGAACAGCCACUGGGAUCCCCCCCCCCAACCUCCAACCCCCGCCUCUAGGGAUCGCCAAAGCAAAGCAUGACCAUUGAUCCGAGGAGUAGGGAGGAAGCAGGAGGUCUCCCUAGCCCAUUGAGGAAAAGGACUCUGCCUGCUACGACAUUUUAUAAACUUGAAAGGGGCUUGGAAGAUACAAAAUGAGUCGAUUCAUUUCCACCCUACAGGGACCUUUCCACAGGCUCUUGGCAAGCUUCCCCUGGGGAUGCUUAAAAGUGUAGCACUGCUGAAGGAGCAGCCCUUUCACUGCAGGGAAGAGUCCCCCAAUGGGCCUCCAGGGGGCGAGGGGGAGGAGAGCUUCCGGAGCCAUGAGAAGGCCUCCGUUGAAUUAAUAGGAAACCAUGCUGUUCUCAGGAAUCCUUCCCAGAAUUCACAAGCAAGCAGGGUUAACUCUAGGCAGCUCACAACGCGGUGUCCUGCAGGUGGACUGAUAGUGAGGAUGUGAAGAUCAGUGUAUAUUUAGAGGGGCCUCAGAAGGAGGGGGGAGUACUCGAGACCCUCACGUGACAGUCUGAACCCAGAAAUCCGCAAGUUUUCAAAAAUAAACUGAGUCAAUACUGUUUCUAAAAGUUCCUCCUGUUUUACAAAACUAGCAAUAUUUAGGCAAUGUGGAGUAUUAUAUGAUCACUCAUAACCCCUUUAAAGAGAGACAAGAUUAUAGAAUGGAGGCUCUUCCAAGUACUUGAAUUCAGAAGUAAUUUUAAUGUCAGAUAAUCAUAAUUAGACUGACCUGUGUUUUAGGACAUGUGUAUAAAAAUAACAAUAAAGCAAAUGAUGAUGAACCCCCUCCCCCACCCCAGAAAAGACUUUUCUCCCGAGGCUCCAGUUUCUUUGGACCUUGUCAAGUGUUUGAUUCAUUCACCAUCUGCAGCCCGCAGUGAGGUUCCAAGUCCCAGCUCAGACUGUGUGCAAGGCUUUGCCUUGUGGACACGACCUGCAGAGCCUGGAUAGGAGCUGUUCUGGAAAUCCCAGUCCCGCAAGAAGCGUUUGGGUGACCGAGAAAGGGAACUAUUUGAUGGAGCUAUUUCUUUUGUAUCCAUUUCUCACCCUGGAUUGUCACAUGGCAAUCUUGUGUGUGUAAGAGGUAAGUGAAAGUUGAGACAGAGAGACAGACAGACAGACAGACAGACAGACAGCCUAGAGUCAGACUCAGAAUGACUGAGUUGAGUGUAUCUACCUGUUUAAAACUGCCGAGGUCUUAGAUUGACCCAGAGAGAAGGCAUUGGUUCAGAUAUUAGUAGCUAUACACAAUAAGAAAGAAAGUGAGUUUUUGAUGAUUUCAGAACAUUUCAUAGCCCCUUGAAAAAGAAAAAUCCCUGCCAAAUUCAGGGUCACAGGCAUGUGUAUAGCUCACCUUUUAAAUGGAGGUCUAGAUAGGCUCCGGGCAGCAAACAAAUGAAUUGCAAAGUAGAAAAGAGUCAGGCUGUUUAUUUGGCCAGACAAUCCUAAACUAGUUCCAGCGUCCUGGUAGAUGGCACUGUCCCUGGUGUUCCCCUCUGGAGCUGAUGGGACCAGACCAGAUCUUCAUCUUUUCAUUAAAAAAAAAAAGAGUUGCUCCAAGAGUGAUGUUUGGGCCAUGUUUCUGGUACCUUCUGGAUCUUGUGAGAUGAGUCAACAGGAGAGAAGACAGCACCAGUGCUUAGAGGUGGGAAUUCUGCAGAGAGAGAGCCCUAAGCAUUUUAGGACCAUCCUGGAACGGAGGAUGCCUGGCACAGUCAGGUGCUGAUUAUCUAAGCGUGCCAGGGACCUGCAAGGCCCAGGAAAAUGUAUUAUGAAGGAAGACCAGACAGAGUUCACCACCACUGAAAUAGUUUGCAUCUUCAAUCAAAUCAUUCUAGAAGCAAUAGGUAUCUGGGAGGUGCUUCUGGGGUUCCCCUCCAUCCUUCCAUGGUCCAGAAGUCAGCUCAGUUCAAUGAAUCAGUGAACUAUUGUGACCCUGCUUGGAAACAUGAAACAUCAACUAGUGAUUGAAAUUAAGUUCAGUGAUUCUCAAGGGUUACAUUUUGAAAUCUAUGUAUUUGUAUCAUAAAUAGUCAUACAUAUUAUACAUAUAUAUGACAUUAAGAAAGAUCCUUAGUUACCAGAAAGGAAAGUAGUGUGCCUAUGAAACUCCAGAUUCUGCUGAUGGGAGAAUGUUUGUGGUCUUGUCAUUGGCCGUGGGGCCCUUCUACAGACAGACCAGUGACCAUGUGGCCAAUGCUCUCUACCACUCAAACUGACAGCUUGUGCUGAGUUCUAAGUGCAUCCUCUUCCCCCUUUACAAUAUUCCUUUCUCAGCCUAGUUUCAAGACGCUUUCAUCUUUUUAGUAAGCAUGAAUCAAAUUGCACAGUCCUACUGAAUGUUGUUGAAGGAAAUAAGUCUAUUCUACACUACCACCAUAUAUACUACCAAAAAUUAACAAAGCAUUGUUCCCAUAUGGGGUUUGAGUUAAACUGUAUUUUCUAUAAAAUCAAUCUGAUGUUUGGCAAAGCGGUUUUGAAGACACGGUAUUUUUGUAUAUAGCUAAAGAUGUCCCAAGGUAGACUAAGAAUAUGUUUAUAGAAAAUAUCAGGCUAGGAUCUAGCACGGAUGGUAGAAUGUUUGCUUAGUAUGCAUGAAGCCCGGGGUCAGAUAUCCAUCACUACAUAAAUCAGGCUUGGUAGUGAACUUGUAAUCCCAGCUCUAGGGAGGUGGAGGCAGGAGGAUCAGAAGUUCAAAGUCAGCUACAUAGCAAGUUGGAGGCCGACCUGCUAUAUGAGACCCUGUCUCAAAGAAAAACAGCAAAAUAAAAACAAGCAAAAUAUUCAGCCUCUAUCUAAAUUUGUGCUCCCCACCCCCAGCCACCUAGUUUUUCCGAUUUGUAAACUGGGGAACUAACUAACUUAGCAAUUGUAAUGAAUCAAUACGUAGAUGAUCCAAAUGGUGGUAACUCACUUUUCUUGAGACCCUUAACUGUGAUGAAAAUAGGCCUUGCUUUCAAGCCUUACUAAAUGUAACAUACCUUUGAAUACACAUCAAGUCAAAUGCAUUCUUUAUAUCUUGAGCCAGCUGUAAAUGCAUUUUCCAGUCUCGAUUGGUAUUGACUGAUUCAAAUAAAGUUGGUUUAUUUUCAAAUAUUA
Messenger RNA from Mesocricetus auratus (golden hamster), 6051 nucleotides. RefSeq names its product chloride intracellular channel 5 (gene Clic5). NCBI's taxonomy places the organism in Eukaryota, Metazoa, Chordata, Mammalia, Rodentia, Cricetidae. The coding region runs from base 113 to 1315 and encodes 400 amino acids. The record is from RefSeq and is a predicted model, not a curated record. The transcript is spliced from 6 exons.